Racocetra fulgida is the source of this 439-nucleotide messenger RNA. The record is from the annotation of a GenBank genome assembly. Lineage: Eukaryota; Fungi; Glomeromycota; Glomeromycetes; Diversisporales; Gigasporaceae.
CUUUUUGUCACCAGAAAUUUUAAGUAUACAAUAUGAUGAAAUUAACCAAUCACUUUAUUAUGUUGCAUAUUUGGUUAGUAAAAAAGAUGUACUGUUUUCUGAUGAUCUUGACGCAAUACUCUCUAAUAAUGAAAAUAAAAGUGUCGAUGAUCCACAAGCUACUAUACGUCAGUUAUUAGGCAUUGUUGAUUUUGAUGAUCGAAUGAAUAAGUUAGAGCAAAGAUUUAUAUAUGGGCAUCUUCAUGGUGCAUAUAAAGUAGCUUUACAAAAAGCAUUGCCAUCUAAGUUGAAAUCACAACAUCUUAUUAAAAUUUUGCAAGAAUUUGCUGAUGAAAAUGAUGAAUAUAAUGAAGAACCUUCUGAUGAAGAAUGUGAUCAAUAUGACUCUUUAAGUGAUAAGAAAAAUGCUGAAAUUAUUUUACAGAAUCCAAAAAAAUGA